CUCGAUCAAACAAUUGACACCGGAGACAUUGGCAGACAGAUGCUGUCGUGCCUCAGGUGUGACAGACAAUCACAACACUAAUGGCGCAAAAACGUGGUACCAUUCAUUAUUGCCACGACAAGUAUCCCAGAUCUCCAACCUUAUCAACCUGUUUUCAUAUCGUCCUGUGCGACCCUGUGCUCUGAUUUGCACUAGUCUUCUAUCACCAUACAACCGCUUGUCUACCGGCGGUCACUGUGCGCUGCUUUGCACUAGUCUUCUGUCACCAUACAACCACUUGUCUACUAGCUUGAAACCAUCGGCAACGACCUUUAGCGCUCCAAGAUUAAUACCGCAAUGUCUGCAACACUCCCAGUCACCCUGCACGACGUUCUCUCUCAAGCUGCCAAGCGGUAUCCUUCGCACGAGCUCGGAUUCAUCACAUCUUCCGCUCAUGACUCUUCCAUUCGAGCGACAACAUUCAGCUCUUUCAACCAGUAUGUGCGCAACCUCGCUCGCGCCAUGCUGGAUUGGCAAAAGCCCGCUGGCUCAGUUAUCGUUGUCUACCUGACUGAGCACGAGGAUAACAUGGCCGCUGUUUGGGCUUGUCUCCUUGCAGGUUACGUUCCAUGCUUGCAACCCGCCCUCAGUGCCCAGCAGGCUCAUAAGGAGGGCCAUGUCGCUCAUAUCAAAAACCUGUUCUCGUCCGCUAUCUGGCUCACUAACGAGUCCGGUGCUGACCAGGUGAAUUCCAUCACCGGUCUGGAGGUUAACCUUCUUUCGCAACUCAAGGCAUCAGCUUCGAAAUACCACGUUUCUGCCGACUGGGUCGCCCGUACCGCCCAGCCGGAUGAUGAGGCAAUACUAUUUUUAACCUCCGGAUCAACUGGCUUUUCCAAAGCAGUUGUCCACAGCCAUCGCACUAUUUUGGCCGCUUGCUCUGCUAAAGGAGAGGCUUAUGGCUUAACUCCGAAGACUAAUGUACUUAACUGGGUUGGAUUCGACCAUGUCGCGGGCUCCUUGGAAAUGCACAUCACUCCCUUGUUGUUCGGUGCCUCUCAAAUUCACGUCCAUGCAUCCGCUAUUCUCUCCGACCCGCUUCGUUUCCUCCGUCUGAUCGACGAGAAGUCCAUCAACGUUGCCUUCAGCCCUAACUUCUUGCUUGCGAAGCUCACGCGGGACCUUGAGAAGAGGUCUGAUCUCAUUGGAGCCUUCGACCUCUCUUCAAUCAAGCGCAUCAACAGCGGAGGGGAGGCUGUCAUUUCAAAGACUGCUCAGUCCUUUGUAGCUGUCCUUAAGCAACUUGCAAGAGACCCUCUCAAAGUUUCUUUCGUCAUUUCACCUGGAUUUGGUAUGACUGAGACUUGCGCUGGGUGUAUCUACGAGCCGGUGAACCUCAGCACUACCGUGCCCAAACACGAAUUCCUCGACUUGGGACGCCCUAUACGCGGUUGCGAGAUGCGUAUCGUUGAUCCCGAAGAUGGCAAGACGGUCCGCAGGGACGGAGAGAGUGGUGAGCUGCAAGUCCGUGGCCCCAUGAUCUUCCUUCGUUACUACAACAACGCGGAGGCCACAUCUUCCAGCUUUGUUGAUGGUUGGUACCGCACCGGUGAUGUCGGAAUUAUCGAGGGCGGUGUUAUGCGUCUCAGUGGCCGCAUCAAAGACACUGUUAUCGUCCACGGUGUGUCAUAUGGUAUUCCAGAGCUGGAGACGCACCUCCAGACUGUCGAGGGUGUCACGCAUUCCUUCCUUGCUGCUGCCCCCUACCGUGCACCCGGGCAGGAGACUGAAGGCUUCAUUAUCUUCUACUCUCCCACUUUCGACCUUAAUGGAGAAGAUGCUUCCAUGAAACUAUUCGCCACGCACCGCGCCCUCCGUGACAUCUGUGUCAAAAUGAUCACCCUCCCUCCUCAAUUCAUCGUCCCCAUUCCUAUCAACCAGAUGGAGAAGACUACUCUUGGGAAGCUCUCGAGAGCUCGCCUUGUCAGCCUCUUCAAGCAGGGAGAACUUGCCAAGCACAUCGCUCGUGCUGAGGAGCUCCUGAGCGAGGCUCGGGGCUCUUCAUUUCUCUUGCCAAGAUUUACUGCUGGGAUCUUUAACCUCAACGAGAAUGAAAUGUCCGCAAGCGACAACUUCUUCGAGCUCGGCGGCACCUCUAUCGAUGUCAUCAGACUCAAGCGCGAGGGCGAAGCACACUUCGGUUUGCCUGAGAUACCCACUAUUCAGAUCCUCAAGCACCCCAGGAGUACGACCCCUAUCGUUCCCUUGCAGCUCACGGGUAACAAGACACCCAUCUUCUUCGUUCACCCCGGUGUCGGCGAGGUUCUGAUUUUCGUCAACCUCGCCAAGUACUUCCAGAAUGAACGUCCCUUUUAUGCUCUUCGUGCUCGUGGCUUCGAGCCAGGUCACCCUUUCUUUACCUCCAUGGACGAAAUGGUGUCCACCUAUGCUGCUGCAGUAAAGAGGACCCAACCCACUGGUCCUUACGCCAUCUCUGGUUACAGUUACGGUGGUGUCGUUGCCUUUGAGGUCGCUAAGCGCCUCGAGGGCAUGGGUGAUGAAGUCAAAUUCGUCGGUCUCAUCAACAUCCCCCCUCACAUUGCCGACCGCAUGCACGAGAUCGACUGGACCGGUGGCAUGCUCAACCUUUCAUAUUUCCUUGGCCUUGUGACGAAGCAAGAUGCUAAUGACCUCACACCCACUUUGAGACCUCUCUCGCGGAAGGAACAACUGGAGGUCGUCUGGAAGCUAUCACCUCCCGACCGUCUUAUUGAGCUCCAGCUCACGCAAGAGAAGCUUGACCACUGGGUCGACAUUGCUGGCUCUCUAAUUGAGUGCGGCAAGGAGUACAACCCGGGUGGCUCAGUUUCUGCUCUUGAUGUCUUUUAUGCCAUUCCCUUGAAGGGAACCAAGGCUGAUUGGCUUAACAAGCAACUCAAGCCUUGGGACGGUUUCAGCCGUGGCCAGGCCACAUAUACCGACGUCCCUGGGCAACAUUACACUCUCAUGGACUUUGACCACGUUCCUCAAUUCCAGAAGAUCUUCCGCGGCCGUCUCGAAUCUCGUGGUCUUUAAGACUGCAGAUGUCACGGUUGGACGUUGGAGACGGACUGAUUUUUAUUGGUUUACUGGAUGCAUAUUCUAUGUACAUAUAUUACUGUAUGGUCUGACAUCCUAUUAUUGUAGUGUUUUUUGUAAAAAUUCCUUAGAGUUGGAUCAAUAGAUUACAUGUGAUUGUGUAUCAGGUAAU
Suillus subalutaceus is the source of this 3229-nucleotide messenger RNA. RefSeq names its product atromentin synthetase. Bases 337 to 3054 code for a protein of 905 amino acids. Gene Ontology annotation, biological process: biosynthetic process. The transcript is spliced from 8 exons. Lineage: Eukaryota; Fungi; Basidiomycota; Agaricomycetes; Boletales; Suillaceae. The record is from RefSeq and is a predicted model, not a curated record.